Molecule: messenger RNA, 10031 nt
Organism: Mugil cephalus (flathead mullet)
Lineage: Eukaryota; Metazoa; Chordata; Actinopteri; Mugiliformes; Mugilidae
Exons: 18
Coding region: 139-9726 (3195 amino acids)
Source: RefSeq, a predicted model, not a curated record
GGCCUCCUUUCACUCCCAGGAACUAUAUUUCUUAUUCCUGAACUGGCAGGACGAACCCGCCCACUGUCACCUCGUAGCUCUAUAUAAGACGGCCAAAGGCCCUGAUGAUAAGAACUCGGUCUCAAGACAAACCCAGCCAUGCGGUCUAAAGUCCUCGUCUGUGUUGUCCUCCUUACUCUCGUAAAGCAUGCGUCUUCAAGUGAAAUUCAGGCCAGGCCAAAUACAAAUGCAACGCUCCCCUGCAACGUGACUCUCGAAGCCUUUACGGACAAGUCUCCAAUCACGGUUAGCUGGAUGUUUAAUGGCUCCGAUAUCGCCGCGUUCAACAGCUCUUCCGGGCAGGAGGUAAAGGAUGGAUUCAGCUGGAACACCGCUGAUUUCGUCAAUGGGGACUUUUCCCUCACCAUCCUCAAAGCCAGCAUCGGCCUGCAGGGAGUCUAUGAGUGCGAAGUCAGAAACAAGUACACACUUCUACACUCCAGCAACGUUACAUUUACUAUCCUCGUGUCUCCGUCCCUCUCAGUGCCUCAGCAAUGGGUGGUUUUAGAACAAGAGACCCUUCUGGAAUGCCAUGCAGACGGAUUCCACCCUCCUCCUGUCUUUUUCUCCUGGACCAGAGAUGGGGAAGUGUUAAAGGAACCCUACCAGGUUGAAGGUGAACUGGCUCCUAACGGGUACUACACAGCUGUGGGCAACAUGACCAUCUACCCUUCACGCAGGGACCAGAAUGCGAUCAUCACCUGCAAAGUGUCACACAGUGGCACCGAUCACGAGCUGAAUUUCCAUCUGAAUAUCACCUAUCCUUCCUCAGUCAAACUCGCUGCAGUGUCACCAAAAGCUCCCAACACUCCUCUCACUCUCUACUGCGAUGUGGAGGAUUUCUACCCGGAGGAAGUGUCUGUGUCCUGGUUUCAAAAUGGCACUGCCCUCCCCGAACCUCCCAUCCUAGACAAGAGCCCAGACGGGACUCUCAGAACCAGGCGCUAUUAUACUUUGAGCCCCAAGCAGAGGGCGCAGGGUGGGAAGGUGGAGUGCGCAGUGAGCCAGCCUGGGCUGACGCUUCCUACCAGUGACUCAGCAUACCUGGACAAACUCGAUCCUCAAGAUGAGCCCCUGGUGUUGGACAAAUCAGCCAAAGCUGCAGUGGCUAUGAUGUGUAUAUCUAUAGUACUGGUCUUCCUGCUUUGCUUCGGCUUCUCUUGGAGGAGAAGAGAUGAGAAACAGAAGUCUCUGAUGGUGUCAGGGAUCAUCCUCCCUCCACGGGUGAUCGUAGGUCAAAAGGGCAGAGUGACAGUGAGCAUUGAAGGCAGGAGGGUGGACCGUGUCCAGACCGCGUGGUUUCUCAACGACACCCCCAUCUCUGAUACCUCGCUCACAGCGUCAGAGAAAGGUCCUCUCCUGUCCUCCAGAGGCGACAUGGGUUACUACAAGCUGCGCACCGAGGGCCCACUGCACUCGUCCAAAAACGGCACUCAGCAGCUGAUCUCGUCGCUCACCUUCAUCCCUCAGAUUUCACUGCACAAGGGCUCUGUGUUUAAGUGCCACGUGUUCUACGUGGGCAAGGACAAGAUUGUGGAGGAGAGGGUUUCCGAGAAGUUUACUGUCCUGUCUCCCCCAGAGGUAUCGGAAAUACAGCUGGCAGAGACGCAAAAUGACUCAGAUGUCAUCGCCAUGACAGUCCGAGCAUCGCAUUUCCACCCAGAUGUCAUCACCUUCCGCUGGUUCUGCCAGGGCGGCGAGCUCAGCCCCGUGGCGUCCCAGGCCUCGUCCUCCCCCCGGCCUAAUUCUGAGGGUUUCUUUUCCGCCUCGAGCCAGUGUAAACUGCCCCGCAGUGAGCUGGAGAAGGGAGCCACUAAAGUGUGGGUCAGUGUCCACCACAUUGCCCUGAAGCAGCCGGUGACCCGCGAGACCAGAGGCUUCAUCAAGAGGCCUCACGUGUCUGAGAUCGUCAGCUACUCCUCUGAUAAGACUUCAAUGCUGGGAUGCGAAAUCACGGAUUUCUUCCCUCCGAACAUAUCCGUCACUUGGCUGAAGCUCAGAGCGGGAGAGGAAGAUGACAGAGAGGAGGAGGUGUUGGAGGGAGGGGAGUUGUGGGGCCCCAUCCAGACUCAUCCCAGGCUCUACAGGGCCACGGCCACUCUGAAGAGAAAGGCAGCAAAUGAGAAAAUGGACAGGAGAGGAGGGAUUAUCUGUAGAGUGGAGCACUGUUCCCUACACGAGCCUAUUGAGAAAGUCUGGAGAAAUGCGCUCAUCGCAGCUCCCUUCAUCCCUCCGUCGAUCUCGGUGUGUUGGAGCAGCGAAGGCGUCGGCGUGUUCUCCCUCUUGCUGAAGGGGGGCCACCCUAAGGCCAAGUUGCUAUGGGCAGCGGGAGGGGCCACUCUGUCGCCGAUGGAGUCCAGUGAGACGGAGGAGAUAGGAGAUGACGGGCAGAGGGAGCUGAAAAGCGUGUGUGCGCUGGAGAGGUCCACGGUGAACCUGCCAAGUCAGACCAACAAACAGCCGGGGAGGAAGAAGAACGGACACGCAAUAAAGACAAAAGCAGCGGUCACAGACCCUUACACCGAAGGAAUCGAAUACAUCGACGAAGCAGUGGACGGGGAAAACAACAUCUGCAGGGACGAGGACACGAUGUCUGAUGAGAGCGAGGACAGUGACAUGGGACGGGAGGACAACCGGGGCGCGCUGCACAUCAACAGGGUCAGCCUGAGGAGGGGUCCCAGAGAAAGUGAGACGGCACGUUUCAGAGUCUGUGUGGAGAUCACACACCCGGCACUCGAGCUUCCUGUCUACAGGACCUGGACAGACGCCGUUUUGACUUGGAAACAUCCAGCGUCCAGUCAGUUGCAAUCAGAAGGCCACAGAGAGUCAACGGGGAGAAGGUGUGGAGAGAUGGACCCCGAGAGUCCACUUUCCAGGGUGGAGAGGACUAUGUGGACAGUCUGGUAUUACAUAACUGGAGCCGUGAACAGAUUCCUCAGGUCAGAGCCUGCUGACACUCCCAGCUAUGACCCAGACGGCCUUCAGGAAUCUGCAGUGGACAGCAAGCCACCUGAAUGUGGCCAUGCAGAGGACACUAGUGACACAGGCGGAGGGGUAGUCGAUGAGGAACAGCCUCUUGCUACAGCCCCUCAUCUGAGCUUAUCUCAGCCUGUUGUGGCCUGGGACAUUUGCACCACAGAUAUCAGCUUGGGCUCCGAUGAAGAGCACCUGCAGCAUGAAACCCAGCUAAGAAGAGGCAGCGAGAGCAAAGAAUCUGAAGGGGGCGAGGGCACGAUAGAGGAACAGUCCGGCCAAGCAGGAAAUGAUAAAGCAGGGCUGCUUGUUGCUAAAGAUGCAAGUGCAGAAGUAGACGAACGAGAGAAAACAGAGUUCGGAAUACUGUACACUCAUAGGCCAGAUGAGACUGAAAAUGACCAACAUGUGAAUACUGGGACGCAGAAUGCCAUUAGUGAAGACAUGGAGAACAGUGAAGGAGAAGCUGAGGCUGAGGAGGAAAUGGUGAGCAGGAUGGAACCAGAUAUUCUCAGAAAAAUGGAAGAUACCGUCACAGAGAUCCAACUGAAAGAAGAAGACGAUAAAAUGCAUUCUGAAGAUGAUGAAGAAUUUGAAGGAGAGGACAAUGAGGUAAAACUGUCCACAGAUUUGAGCCAAGAAGACGUGGGUAACAUGCACCAGGCAGCUGUACAAAGGGAUGAUGCAGUUACAGUGACACAGGAAGAAGGUGUCUUACAGCUGAACAAGUCUGCCGAGAGGCCUACACAAGUUGAAGAGGACUUGGUCAGUGAAGGAGAAGCUGAGGAUGAGGAGGAAAUGGUGAGCAGGAUGGAACCAGAUAUUCUCAGAAAAAUGGAGGAUACCGUGACAGAGAUCCAAGUGAAAGAAGAAGACGAUAAAAUGCAUUCUGAAGAUGAUGAAGAAUUUGAAGGAGAAGACAAUGAGGUAAAACUGUCCACAGAUUUAAGCCAAGAAGACGUGGGUAACAUGCACCAGGCAGCUGUGCAAAGGGAUGAUGCAGUUACAGUGACACAGGAAGAAGGUGUCUUACAGCUGAACGAGUCUGCCGAGAGACCUACACAAGUUGAAGAGGACUUAGUCAGUGAAGGAGAAGCUGAGGCUGAGGAGGAAACGGUGAGCAGGAUGGAACGAGAUAUUCUCAGAAAAAUGGAGGAUACCGUGACAGAGAUCCAACUGAAAGAAGAAGACGAUAAAAUGCAUUCUGAAGAUGAUGAAGAAUUUGAAGGAGAGGACAAUGAGGUAAAACUGUCCACAGAUUUGAGCCAAGAAGACGUGGGUAGCAUGCACCAGGCAGCUGUACAAAGGGAUGAUGCAGUUACAGUGACACAGGAAGAAGGUGUCUUACAGCUGAACGAGUCUGCCGAGAGGCCUACACAAGUUGAAGAGGACUUGGUCAGUGAAGGAGAAGCUGAGGAUGAGGAGGAAAUGGUGAGCAGGAUGGAACCAGAUAUUCUCAGAAAAAUGGAGGAUACCGUGACAGAGAUCCAAGUGAAAGAAGAAGACGAUAAAAUGCAUUCUGAAGAUGAUGAAGAAUUUGAAGGAGAAGACAAUGAGGUAAAACUGUCCACAGAUUUAAGCCAAGAAGACGUGGGUAACAUGCACCAGGCAGCUGUACAAAGGGAUGAUGCAGUUACAGUGACACAGGAAGAAGGUGUCUUACAGCUGAACGAGUCUGCCGAGAGACCUACACAAGUUGAAGAGGACUUAGUCAGUGAAGGAGAAGCUGAGGCUGAGGAGGAAACGGUGAGCAGGAUGGAACGAGAUAUUCUCAGAAAAAUGGAGGAUACCGUCACAGAGAUCCAACUGAAAGAAGAAGACGAUAAAAUGCAUUCUGAAGAUGAUGAAGAAUUUGAAGGAGAGGACAAUGAGGUAAAACUGUCCACAGAUUUGAGCCAAGAAGACGUGGGUAGCAUGCACCAGGCAGCUGUACAAAGGGAUGAUGCAGUUACAGUGACACAGGAAGAAGGUGUCUUACAGCUGAACGAGUCUGCCGAGAGGCCUACACAAGUUGAAGAGGACUUGGUCAGUGAAGGAGAAGCUGAGGAUGAGGAGGAAACGGUGAGCAGGAUGGAACCAGAUAUUCUCAGAAAAAUGGAGGAUACCGUGACAGAGAUCCAAGUGAAAGAAGAAGACGAUAAAAUGCAUUCUGAAGAUGAUGAAGAAUUUGAAGGAGAAGACAAUGAGGUAAAACUGUCCACAGAUUUAAGCCAAGAAGACGUGGGUAACAUGCACCAGGCAGCUGUACAAAGGGAUGAUGCAGUUACAGUGACACAGGAAGAAGGUGUCUUACAGCUGAACGAGUCUGCCGAGGGACCUACACAAGUUGAAGAGGACUUAGUCAGUGAAGGAGAAGCUGAGGCUGAGGAGGAAACGGUGAGCAGGAUGGAACCAGAUAUUCUCAGAAAAAUGGAGGAUACCGUCACAGAGAUCCAACUGAAAGAAGAAGACGAUAAAAUGCAUUCUGAAGAUGAUGAAGAAUUUGAAGGAGAGGACAAUGAGGUAAAACUGUCCACAGAUUUGAGCCAAGAAGACGUGGGUAGCAUGCACCAGGCAGCUGUACAAAGGGAUGAUGCAGUUACAGUGACACAGGAAGAAGGUGUCUUACAGCUGAACGAGUCUGCCGAGAGGCCUACACAAGUUGAAGAGGACUUGGUCAGUGAAGGAGAAGCUGAGGAUGAGGAGGAAACGGUGAGCAGGAUGGAACCAGAUAUUCUCAGAAAAAUGGAGGAUACCGUGACAGAGAUCCAAGUGAAAGAAGAAGACGAUAAAAUGCAUUCUGAAGAUGAUGAAGAAUUUGAAGGAGAAGACAAUGAGGUAAAACUGUCCACAGAUUUAAGCCAAGAAGACGUGGGUAACAUGCACCAGGCAGCUGUACAAAGGGAUGAUGCAGUUACAGUGACACAGGAAGAAGGUGUCUUACAGCUGAACGAGUCUGCCGAGGGACCUACACAAGUUGAAGAGGACUUAGUCAGUGAAGGAGAAGCUGAGGCUGAGGAGGAAACGGUGAGCAGGAUGGAACCAGAUAUUCUCAGAAAAAUGGAGGAUACCGUCACAGAGAUCCAACUGAAAGAAGAAGACGAUAAAAUGCAUUCUGAAGAUGAUGAAGAAUUUGAAGGAGAGGACAAUGAGGUAAAACUGUCCACAGAUUUGAGCCAAGAAGACGUGGGUAGCAUGCACCAGGCAGCUGUACAAAGGGAUGAUGCAGUUACAGUGACACAGGAAGAAGGUGUCUUACAGCUGAACGAGUCUGCCGAGAGGCCUACACAAGUUGAAGAGGACUUGGUCAGUGAAGGAGAAGCUGAGGAUGAGGAGGAAACGGUGAGCAGGAUGGAACCAGAUAUUCUCAGAAAAAUGGAGGAUACCGUGACAGAGAUCCAAGUGAAAGAAGAAGACAAUAAAAUGCAUUCUGAAGAUGAUGAAGAAUUUGAAGGAGAAGACAAUGAGGUAAAACUGUCCACAGAUUUAAGCCAAGAAGACGUGGGUAACAUGCACCAGGCAGCUGUACAAAGGGAUGAUGCAGUUACAGUGACACAGGAAGAAGGUGUCUUACAGCUGAACGAGUUGGCCGAGAGACCUACACAAGUUGAAGAGGACUUAGUCAGUGAAGGGUCGUGUGAUGAGUCAGAAGAUGAGCCAGUUUUGACUGGACAAGAGGAUGUAAUAGUUCAUAGAGGUGAAAGUGAUGACCACGAGGAGGAGAAGAGCUCACUGUACGAUAGGGAGCAGAAAGAAAAUAUUAGUGAGGCUACAGACACUCAGACAACUGAUGGAGUCCCAGAACAGGAAGAGGACUUCAUAACAGUAGACUGUAAAGAAGAAAAGUUUGUCACUGAAGACGUUACAUACAGUGAAAAAGAAGUCUUGGAGACCACAGACCAAGAGGAUGUGGUGGCCACUGAGAAGCAAACCAGUGAGGAAGUACAUGGGACUUUUGUUGAAGUGGGAGGGGUGAACUUCUCCAGUGAAGCAGACGUGAGAGAAAGUUACAUGGAAAUACCAUGUACACCCACCUCAGUUACAGUAAUACCCGAGGGCGAGACUGGACAGGAAAUAAGUGGCGAGUUUAAAAAUAUUCCUCAGGGAGUAUGCGAAGGCCAGGUUGUUGUGUCGCAGGAGCCGAAUACUCCAACAUGUGAGGAAACACAAGAGGGAGUUCCUGAAUACAACAAUGAGCCUGGGCCAGACGAGAACUCAACACAAUGGUUCCUGGAAGAUGACGAGGAAACCCGGACCACUCAGUUACCAGAAGAGGAGGAGAGCAAAGCACAGGAGGGUCUUGAAAACAGCGUCUGUGGCACUGGAGCUGACUAUGUACUGGAGAGGCAGCCUAUGGAAGAGAAACAAGAAGAUAUAAAAAAGAGCUUUGAUUUAGUUGUGGAGGAACACACUGCCCUUAUUGAUACGCCAUCGCUAAAAGAAGAAGAGGAGCCACUCACUGAAGUAGUAAUUCAAGAAUCAGAAGAUUUAUUUAAGGAAGAAGGAGGAAACUUAUUGGAACGCUCAAUGAAGACUGAGAUAAACCCAUUUGGGAUACACGUUGGCUUAGACGAUGAGGCUGGUAAGACAACAGACGAGCUGCAAGAUGGAGCUGGAGAGCUGUUUGAUUUUGGAACAGGUGAAGGGGAUUCAAAAGACGUGGCUGGAGGGGGCUUUGAGAUGAAGGAAACUUUAGCUGCAGAAGAAGAAGAAGAAGAAGACAUGGUCACUGAUGACAAUUUUAAAUUCCUUCAGCCCAAAGGACAGAAGAUGACCGAGAGCAGCUUCUUUCAGGAAUUAGCACAUGCCAUACACGCAGAGGAAAACAGUAACAGUUUGCUAGAUGACGUGACUGGGUUGACACACUCUGUUGAGAUUGAACCUAAAUUACUGGAUGAUAGUACUGUAGAAACAGAAAAUGCAGGGAUAUGUACAACAGGACAUGGUUUUAGAGAUGAUGAGGAGGAAGCAGAAGAUGAAAUGCAGAACAAAGAUGAGAUGGAAAGCUCACAUCUGCAGGAAGCAGCAGUUGAACUAAUCACAGAAAGGAAAGAAAAGGAGAACAAUUUGAUUGUGCAAUCUGAAUCAUCUGGAACCUUUGAAACACAGGAGGCAAAAAAUCAAUUCCCAAACAGAGCACUUGAGAUAAGUGACAAGAUGAUAACAGUCACUGAAGCUGCUGAUGAAUCAAAGACGGCCGAGUCCACACCAAAAGAUCUGCCUUCAAUCUCAGUGGAAGUGGAAAUGCCAACACGUGAGGCAGCAACAGAGGGCAGCUACACGGGAGGAACAAGCAGUGGACAUCAAGAUGUGAUUGAUGAAGAAAUUCUAGACUUGUGGAUAGAGGCAGCAAUGUCAGAGGACACUGAUGACAUUAAAAAACAAGCAGAGUCUGAACAAGAAGUGGACACCAAAACAGACCCAUUAAAUGAGGAAGAAGGAGAAAUGACAUUAGAAAAGGAGACAGAGCAGCUAAUGGAGUCAUGUUCUGGAGAGGCUGCAUUAGUAAGUGACAUAGAAAUGUCUUCAUCAACUGUAGAGUCUGGAUUUUCCGAUCAAUCUUUCAGUGAAACUCAGCUACUGAAAUCAACGAGCGCUGGUUCACUUCAAGAUAUACAUGAUAUGUGGCCUGAUAUGUCAGAAUCAGUGGACAUGUCUGAGUCUUCUGCACAGCAACCUCAGGAUGUGUCUGUAUCUCUGGAUGUAUUGAUGGAGCAAACAGCUGAGGCAGCACAGUCCUCUCUGAAAGCCAAAGAAUCAAUCACCGAGACAGGAACUUACCCCGAUUCAGGAGUUACCUCACCUGAGGUGAGACAGCUAAAUCAAGAUAAACCACGUGGAGAAACAGCCGAGGAGCGUGUUGAAUCAGCAGAGAGUGACACUGGAACACAGAGGAAGGUUAAUGUGGAGGUGACGGAUCAAGCAGAGGAGACCGACUGGAAAUAUACAGGAGAGGUGGAUGUUACCUGCCUGACAGACACGAGCGCCAUUUUCCAAGUGAAUGAAACAACAGUUGAACCUCUUGAUAUAAUCGUGUCUGAGUCUUCAGAUGUGAUCCAACACGUUAAACCAGGUCAUUCCAGAAGUGGCUCUGAAGCUUCAUUAGAGGAGGGAAUCAUGUUGUCAGAAGCUCAUUCACAAGAUGACAAGCUGAGCGAACCAGAGAAGAAGUUGCCGUCACUGGAUGAACCACAACCUGGAUCGCUAGAAGAUACUGUUGAAUCAUUAUCUGAGCUAAAUCGAGCUGAAGUGUCACAAGAAACAGUGACAACGUCUGAAGAUCAACAUGAGGUGGAUAGCCUCUUUGAGGUGGAUGCCCUUCUUCUGGACCUCGCUGUGCAAAGGUCACGCAUUGCUGUCAAAAACCCUCGUAUAAGGCCACCCAAAGAUCCCCGCUCCCUGAUCCAUAAGCCAUCAGUGGAACCCACUCCGUCUCCACGUGUGCCCGUCAAAGUUCCUGGAGGUGUACCUUUAGGAGGCCUGGGUAUUGGAAUAAAGCUGCCAGGGCUUGGUGCGGGUUUUCCUGUUUUAAAAAAGACACAGCGGCUGGUUAAAGAUGAAAAUGAAACUGUUUCACAGCAGGAAACAGAGAAAAAGCCAGAGGAGAAGAGUGAAGCUGCCAAACAGGAAGAGGCUCCACGCAAACCUAAGUGGAUGCCACCAGGACAUGCAGGAUUUGGAAAUCCGCUUAUGUCUGAGCUGAAGACCAAACUCAAGAAAACCACGAAAGAAUGAGAGUGGUUGUAGUGCUGUGUGAGUGAGUGAGUGAGUGAGUGAGUGAGUGAGUGAGUGAGUGAGUGAGUGAGUGAGUGAGUGAGUGAGUGAGUGAGUGAGUGAGUGAGUGAGUGAGUGAGUGAGUGAGUGAGUGAGUGAGUGAGUGAGUGAGUGAGUGAGUAUAAAAUGAAUAUGGCUUUAUUUUUGUUGAGCAAACUGAAUAUAAUGAUGAGUUGUCUAUCAUGUCACUUACUUGACUGGUGUUUAUCUUUUUUAAUAAAGCAUAACUGAAAAAGGAAUGCCCUUUUCCUUUGUGCAAAAAGGAA